AUUCUUAGUAUGCAGAAUGUCGAGGUACAUCUUAUGCAUAAUUCUAUAAGGAUAGGAAGUUUCCCAAAGAACUGCAUGCCGCAAUAUGUCCACGCUCUGCUUAAGGUGGUUUUGGAUGCCUCUUUGCCCGGCGGUCCUAAAAAGCAAUUCUUACACCUUGUCUACACCGAAGACGAGGUGACCGUGAUGUUUGAUGAUAGCGUCAACUUACCCAUCACAAACUCACCGCCAGCCGGCACGGAACCUCUCGCGGAUGGUGAACAGACGUCGAGCCCCGAGUCGACCGAGCCCGAACAACCAAAGGAGGGUAUCACACUCUUUCCAGAUGAGUGGUGUGCGAUAACGGUCGUAGCUGGAGCAUCGGGUGGAUCGGGGGAUGUUCUUUUAGCAAGCGUUAGGCACUUGGCGUCGGUGACGGUCUUCUAUGCCUCCACAUACGAAACGGACUAUCUCCUAGUCCAGAAAUCUAAAGUGGACAUGGUGAUGAACCUCUUCAAAGCUCUGGGGUAUAAGUUGAGAGAUCGACGCUGCGCUAGCGUAGAAACGGAAUAUGUGAGUGAGACAGAAUCAAGCGGAUACGACGACCUGGCGCCGAAUACGGAGCCGCUAACCAUGGGGACCCCUCGACCUCUCAUUAACAAUGAUUUAGAAGUGGGAAUGGCAUGGUAA
Sphaeroforma arctica JP610 is the source of this 669-nucleotide messenger RNA. RefSeq lists its product as hypothetical. Gene Ontology annotation, cellular component: cytosol. Bases 10 to 669 code for a protein of 219 amino acids. The transcript has 3 exons. The record is from RefSeq and is a predicted model, not a curated record. Gene Ontology annotation, biological process: regulation of intracellular signal transduction; cellular response to L-arginine. Lineage: Eukaryota; Ichthyosporea; Ichthyophonida.